CGGCGCCACGUCUCUGGCAGCUGGGGAGGACUCGGCGUGCCCGGCGGCUGGGCGCGGCCAUGGCCUUCACCCUGUACUCGCUGCUGCAGGCCGCCCUGCUCUGCGUCAACGCCAUCGCCGUGCUGCACGAGGAGCGGUUCCUCAAGAACAUUGGCUGGGGAACGGACCAGGGAAUUGGUGGAUUCGGAGAGGAGCCAGGGAUUAAGUCGCAGCUAAUGAACCUUAUUCGAUCUGUAAGAACUGUGAUGCGAGUGCCAUUGAUAAUAGUUAACUCAAUUGCAAUUGUAUUGCUUUUAUUAUUUGGGUGAACAUCCAUGGAGGAGCUGGAGACUCAGCAGAAGAGAUGCCAACAGACGUCAUGACUUGAGUCAUUACUGGAAUCCUCAUCUUAGCUGGCUGACCUCACACUUGACAAAACUGUAAAGCUGACAGUAAAACCAGAGUUCCUGUUUUAUCGAUUUUUUUUUAAAUGUUGCAUUUGUAGUUUCUUUACAAGAAGAACAGAUCAUUAGAGGCAGUGACUCUCCAGGCCUGGAAUAUAUGUAGUUGCUCACUGUUCAUAGUUCAUGCUGUGGCAGAGAUUGUCAAAAGGGCACAGGACUGUCUUAUCUGGUUUUAGGUAUUUUUCUCUCUCUCACAUCUCAGGGAUGAAUUUUUUUUCAAAGUUUUGCGGUUCCUUGUGACUUUGCCUUAUGAUUUAGACGUGAGAGAGAUCAUCCCCUAAAUAAAAUGUAAAAGAUUUUUAAAAAGUAAUUACUACAUACAUAUAAAAUGAUAAGCAGGUGAUGUGGUUAAUUUUAUUUUGAACUCUUUGGUUACAUAUUUCGCCUACAUAUUGUUUCAGCUGUGAAGCAUUCAAAUUUAUAGAUGCUAUUGAGGAGUAAUGCUCUGAUUUCAGGAAGAACUCUUAAUAUUGUCAGUCAGUCAGUCAUGCGAUGGUUGUUUUUGUUUUCAGUUCUUUUCAUGCAUUUGUUUUAUUAAAUUGGCCUGAAUGAUGAGACCAGACCAGUAUUUACAUAUUUUUGUUGUCAGAAUAAUCUGGCAAAGUUUGUGUCCUUUUUACAAAUGAUGACUUUUUAAAGACUUAAGUACUAGCCUGCAAGAGCAAUCCUAAGCACUCACAAUUAGAGGAACCACAUAAGACCGCGUACUGUAAAGCAUUUACCUCCCCCCAAAUUAUCACAUUUCUGUUUCUUGGCGCAGUAAUACAUUGAGGGGUGUGUUCUUAAUUCUCCAUUUCGUCAGUAGUAUAUUCAUGUCAGCUGAGUUUUUUUAAUUAUUAUUUUGUUUUGUUUUUAUGGUUUAGGCCAUCUUGUGAGAUUGUUUACUCAUCCCGUAAUACAAUUUCAUGCAGAAAGGUUGAAACUAUGUAAAUUUAUUUUGGAAAUUAUCAGUUAUAAUAUUUUAAAGGGGUGGAAUGGUGUCUUUGUUUAUACAAGAACACUUGUAAAUAAAGUUAAAUUUCCAAGUCAAACACUUGUUUUUGUACGUAAGUAUAAACCUAAGUGUUACCUGCAUUAAUCUCCAUUUUGUGUUUGAUGCCUCUGUUACAUUCUCUGCUGUCACAAUGCUAAGUACUGAUUUAGUGAAAGAAACAUUUACAUCUAUUUUUUCCUUCAGCUAACUGAAUUGCUGGCAUACAUCCAGAAGACACAUGAGCACCUUUCAUUCCUGACUUAAGUACUGCUAAAACUCCAGAGCAGGUAUUGAAUGGCGUUGACUGUGCCUGAGCUAGAGGUGCAUAGUCUCUGGGCUGUGGGCAGCAGCUGCACAAAGGAAAUGGGUGAGGGUUCUUAGGAGAACUUGGCUCGUCUAAGUUGCGUACUUGCUUUUCAGAGGCAGUGUUCUUGUGGCCUUACAAAGAGCUGAUGCAUGAGUUCCACUUUGAGCCACUGAACAGAUUCAGAAGAAGCAGUUAAUUGAGGGCAUUCCCAUUUCUCCAUGUGGCACAAACUGUACAAAACUGCAAAAAGAGAGACCUAGGUCUGAUGUUUUUCAAGUAAGACAUUACUAUACAUCUUUAUGUUAACUUAGUUUUGGGAGAUCGUCUAAAUCCCUGCUCCACUGGGGAGCAGUCACCAAAGGGCUGGAUCAGAGUUUUAUGUAGCAAAGCAGCUCUGAGGAAAGUGAAGCAUCAUAUAUCUACAGAGUUCCUAUGCAGAGGCCACCACACAAUUGCAGUUUCAGUGUGGCUGCAGGGGAGCUGUCAGCUUUGUCCGGGUAGCCCUGGCUUCCCCAGAGCACUUGUGGUUCAGCAACUGUAGCAUCUUAUUUUAGUAGAGGAUAACUUAAGCACCUGUUUGCCUCCCCACAGCUUCCCCUUUGUCCAUUCUCAAGAUUAACAACUUGUGAUCAUUCUGGACUCCAAAUAUCCAUAAUGUUUAUGGUCCUGUUGGCCCUCCAUCUGCUCAUAUCUGACCCGUUGGGAAGGGUCUUGGCUCUAGUCUGUAGAUCUGAACCACAUUUGUACCCUAAUCCUCAAUCAAGUACAUUGGUUUUCAAACUUUGAUUGUUAACAGCAGAAACGGAUUUUCAGAGGAAUUCUAGCGGAAUUCUAACCAGUAUAUAAAACAUAUGAGAGUAGGUCCAUCUAUUUCUGGUUGACAGGGUCAGGACCCAAUGGCUCACUGGGCAGUCUACACUGCUCUCUUGUCAAGCUCCCCGAGGCGUUUCCACAAAACCCUGAAUUUUCAAAAACAUGGUUUAAAAGUAUGUUUUAAAAUCCCUACUUCAGAUACAGUAUGAGUAGCUAAUCGUCUGUGCUCUACAGGUAUGUACAGUCGCUUGUGUUUGUGUGUUACUCAUGAAAUGAGAGGGAGCAAUUUGAACAGUCAAAAGAGUAGGAGGCAGGAUAUUUCUACGAUGCCAAACCAAACUUUUUACUAUGUGACUUAAGAGGCAAAUAAACUUCUUAAGACCUCAGUUUUUGGUUGCCUCAUCUGUAAAACCGGUCAAUAACUUUUAGAACAGAAGCUUGGUCUAGAUGGUUUAUGGGGGUCUUUUCCAGCUCACUCAUCUUUGAUUCUAGAUGUACCUCGACCAGAGAGAUGCUCUCUUGAAGUAAUAACGUUUUUAGUGAAGUACGCCGCCUUCUCGUUGGCUUUGUAGUUUCAAAGUUAUUACCAAAAUAAAAUGUUGAUGUUAAUCAAAAUGGA
This is a messenger RNA of Carlito syrichta (Philippine tarsier), 3155 nucleotides long. It is a transcript of the gene IER3IP1, whose product is annotated as immediate early response 3 interacting protein 1. Gene Ontology annotation, cellular component: endoplasmic reticulum membrane; COPII-coated ER to Golgi transport vesicle; Golgi membrane. Bases 60 to 308 code for a protein of 82 amino acids. NCBI's taxonomy places the organism in Eukaryota, Metazoa, Chordata, Mammalia, Primates, Tarsiidae. Gene Ontology annotation, biological process: endoplasmic reticulum to Golgi vesicle-mediated transport. The transcript has 3 exons. The record is from RefSeq and is a predicted model, not a curated record.